Molecule: messenger RNA, 2368 nt
Organism: Drosophila suzukii
Lineage: Eukaryota; Metazoa; Arthropoda; Insecta; Diptera; Drosophilidae
Source: RefSeq, a predicted model, not a curated record
AGUCAAGUUCAGAUAGAAAACACAAAAAUAUCGCAUUGUGUAGGUUGGUUUUGCUGUGGUUUUCCACCGAGGGGCGGAGAAAUUGCACUUGGAUCUUGAUUGACUGCAUCGCAUAGCUGUAUUUUGAGUGCUGCCUUUCUGGGCGAACGUCAGUUUACAAUUUCACAGAAUUGUUUACCGCACUCGGCCGAUCGUGUGUCAGUAGAUAAUCUGAGUCACACAUAUAGGUACAACAUCUGUGCAUUGGUUGGGGAUGCAUAUAGAAUAUAGAAGCGCUGAUCUGCUGAUGACACGUGAUGCAAUCGGAAAUCAACAGGCUGACUGGCUGGUCGUAAAACUAAAGACUUAUCCGAACGCUCAGUAAUUCUUUGACACGCCAAUUAGUGCAUUUAUAAUUCAUGACGUGGGUUAAUUGCUACACUUAAACCCAACUAAACGGCCAGCGAUUGGGGGCUUUAGGGCCCCUAAGAGGAAACCCGAACCUUAUCUCGAACAACAGAUAGCAGAUAAAGUUGUUUAUGAUUUAACCCGAAGAGCAGAGAGCCUCUAUGAAUCAGUUUUAGCCACAUCUUCGAGAUGGUAACCACACAACGGACCAAAGAGAUUUGCCAGGUAGUUCGGCUGAAAUCCACACAGGUGUUUCUGGUAGCCGGAACCGUUUUACUAACGGUGAUGGUCAGCUUACUUUGCAUUGGCCUAAUGACUCGUUACGAGGUGGAGAACGAUGUGGCCAACGUGGCGGAUGUGGACUAUUGGAAAGACAAGGUGGCGCCAACUCAGAAAAUCUGGUAUGAUAAGGGCAUAGAAGAGCUCAAUGAAGCGCUGAAAUCUUCCAAGGAUCCCUUGUAUCCUAAAAACGUAAGGAUGUUUCUAGUACAGGGUGUUGAUGCUCGAGACUUGGCUGCCUAUCGUUUUCCAGUUGGGGAUUUUAACCAGGGAAAUACCAACUUUGUUUGGGAUCAGUUUCCCCACUUGGCUCGUUUGAAGAACAGCUGCAGUCAGCAGUUUCCCUGUCAAGUGGAUAGGGUUUCCAGAGCACUUUGGUCAGGAAUACCUUUGGGUGAAGUACCUGAAAAUCAGCAAGAUUGUGAAGAGUUUAUCAAUGGAACGGAAACCACACUGAGUAUUCUUCGCCAGGCUCAAUUGGCUGGUUUAAGAACUGGUUUUGUGACAACUCAAAGGAUUACGGGAUCUACAGGAGCUGCUUUGGGAAAUACCUUCAGCAACUACGAAUGCGAUGAAAGAAUGCCUUUGGGUUCCUUAAAAUCAGGAUGCCAGGAUAUAGCCCGUCAGUUGAUCACCGGCGAGACUGGUAAAUCCCUUAAUAUAAUCAUUGGAGGCGGUAGACAAAUGCUGAGCACUUUGGUACCCAAAACCCGGUGGGAUCCCGUGGAUGAGCUUCUCUGCGAGUCCAACGAUGGACGCAAUCUUCUAAAGGAGUGGAGAAACCAAAAACUCAGGGAGAGCAAAAUCAAAGCUAUAAAAUUCGAUUUGGUACAGCGAACCGAUGAGUUGGAGUCCCUAAAUGCCAGUAGUUUUGAUCAUAUCCUGGGCAUAAUGGCAAAUGGAGAUUUAAGGGGAAAUGCAAGAGCCCCAAGUCUUAAAUUAAUGGUAGAGAAGUCUGUAGAAGUAAUCAAAAAGCCAGGUCAGGGCUAUCUACUUAUAGUGGAGCAGUUUAUCAAGUCAGACAUGGACAAAAUAAAGGAGCUGCAGCUUUUGAACGAAACUUUGGUUAGUCUUCAAGAGGAUAAGGAUACUCUUACUCUAGUUCUCUUGACCAAUGCCAUCUAUUCAAAACCAAGUUUGGAUGUGAGUGAAGAAACGGAGACAAUAAACCACCUUCUGGAGAUUUUUAAUGGGACGGAACUGGAAAUCCAACAAAGAUUAUAUCAAAUGCCUUCAGAUAGUUUGCUGUUCGCUACGGGACCUAAGUCAGCCAUUUUUCGUGGUGUUCGGAAGGAAACCUUUCUGGCACACGCUGUAUCCCAUGUCCUUAGCAGGAGUAGAAAUAAAGGAUAGCACAUUUUAUUCGGGAUCUUUAUGUUAGAGCAAGAGCACAAUCUUAGGAAAGCGCACAAUAUUAAAAUAUUUUGUUGGGCAAUGUCUUUAAUAAAAAAGAUUUUUAAAGGAUAGUUAAUAUGUCUCUGCAGCGUGUUUAACAUGCUAGUAAACUCAAAAAUGUGCCAUUUUAUAUAAUCAUACAAAAAUAGCUGUAUGGAUCAAAAUGGGUAUGAUGAUAAUAUUGAAAGAAUCUGUAUAUAUUUUAUUUCAUUACUUGAAAAAAGACAUAGUCGUUUUUGAAUUUUAAUCUUUAUUGUUUCCGUUAUCCUAAAAAAAAUCCAGAACUGCAAACCAAUAUAGCAGAUAG